This is a messenger RNA of Cuculus canorus (common cuckoo), 5084 nucleotides long. It is a transcript of the gene AGPAT4, whose product is annotated as 1-acylglycerol-3-phosphate O-acyltransferase 4. The record is from RefSeq and is a predicted model, not a curated record. Gene Ontology annotation, molecular function: 1-acylglycerol-3-phosphate O-acyltransferase activity. Gene Ontology annotation, cellular component: mitochondrial outer membrane; endomembrane system. The coding region runs from base 172 to 1305 and encodes 377 amino acids. The transcript has 9 exons. NCBI's taxonomy places the organism in Eukaryota, Metazoa, Chordata, Aves, Cuculiformes, Cuculidae.
UUUCCUUGGCGGAGCCGCCCGGCGGGUGGAGCCUGGCGACCCCGCCCGGCGCGUGCAAGCGGGCGGCGCUCGGCGCGGCUCCGCUCCCGGCGCUGCACGCGUGCCAAGGCGGUGCCAGGUUGUCUUCUGAAUUUUGAGUCUGAAGGUACUCUCUUGCUUUCUCAGCAAAUCAUGGACAUCGUUGGCUUUCUGAAGUCUCAAUUCAUUUGCCACCUUCUGAUCUGCUACAUAUUUAUAGUGUCAGGACUGAUCAUUAACUUCAUUCAACUCUUUACACUUAUACUUUGGCCAAUCAACAAGCAGCUGUUCAGGAGGAUCAACUGCAGGCUGGCUUACUGCAUUUCAAGCCAGAUGGUGAUGUUGCUGGAAUGGUGGUCAGGCACUGAUUGCACCCUCUACACUGACCCAGAGAGUUACAACAAGUAUGGGAAGGAGAAUGCCAUCGUAAUCCUUAAUCACAACUUUGAAAUUGACUUUCUCUGUGGUUGGAACUUUUGUGAAAGAUUUGGGGUCUUGGGGAGUUCCAAAGUCCUUGCAAAGAAGGAGCUCUCCUACAUGCCUAUCAUUGGGUGGAUGUGGUAUUUCCUAGAGAUAGUCUUCUGCAAACGUAAGUGGGAGGAAGAUCGGAAGACAGUCAUGCAGAAGUUGCUGAGUCUCCGGGACUACCCUGAGAACUUCUGGUUCCUGAUUCAUUGUGAGGGCACAAGGUUCACUGAACAGAAGCACCAGAUUAGCAUGCAAGUAGCUGAAGCCAAAGGCCUGCCUAAGCUCAAGUAUCACCUACUGCCACGAACGAAAGGAUUUGCUGUCACUGUGCAGUGUUUGAGAAAUGUAGUUUCUGCAGUCUAUGAUUCUACCCUCAAUUUUAGAAAUAACGAGAAUCCAACAUUACUGGGAGUUCUAAAUGGAAAGAAAUAUCAGGCAGAUUUAUAUGUAAGGCGGAUUCCACUAGAGGAAGUCCCAGAAGAUGAGCGGGAAUGUUCGAACUGGCUCCACAAACUAUAUCAAGAAAAGGAUGCAUUCCAGGAAGAGUACUACCGAACUGGAACCUACCCUGCAGUCCCUAUAGUACCACCCCGACGACCAUGGACACUUUUGAACUGGCUUUUCUGGGCAUUAUUGCUGCUAUAUCCUUUAUUCAAGCUGCUCAUCAAUAUGAUCAACAGUGGAUCAUCGCUGACACUGGCUAGUUUUGCAUUUGUCAUUGUAAUGGCUUCUGUUGGUGUCAGAUGGAUGAUAGGCGUUACAGAAAUAAACAAGGGCUCCACCUAUGGCAACAAUGACAACAAACAGAAACAAAAGUAGCAUCUGCAGACUGCUUCAAUCCAAAGGAAACAAAUGCAACUUCUGAAAACUCUUAAGUGCAUAUCACGGUCCUUAAAGUGAGAUCAGAGGAAGGGUAGGACGAGCAAUUGCUGUGCAUUUCUGAAUUUGUGCUCUUGUUAUUUCUCCCGAGGGGGUUGGGCUGGAUGACAUGCUUGAAAGAUGCACUCCUUCGCAUACUCUCUACAUCAGGUUUGCAUUUGUUUGGUUGGUUUGUUUUCCUAUGAAGUGUCUUAAGUUUUGAAGGAAAAAAAAAAUGCCAGUGUGCUUGUAUGAUGAGACUCUACCUGGAAACUAACCAGAGAUGCAGGCUUUAUCUUACCUAACUUAGCUCUAAGGAAUGGAUAAAUGUCAGAAGAUCAUUACAAGAUGAUGAAAAUUGAUAGUUGUGUAGAUCACACGUUAACAAUUUAACAACCAUAAUCUGUCAAUGUUUAAAUACAGUAAGAUGCUCUGCUUGGUGAUACCAGUAUUGGACUGAAGGAACUCUACUGAACUGUCAGAAUUGCAGUAGAGUUUUCCUACAUCUAGAACUUCUUCCUACCAUCUGCACCACAUGGGCCCUUUAAAACUUAAGGCAGACCUUUGCUGAGGGCCCACUCUGUUAGAUUGGAGCUUUGCAGUAGCAUAACCUGGAGUGGAAUUUGGCCUUGUGGCCUCAACAGAGCUGCAUUGCCCACUGCCAUGUCUUUCUCCAGGCAUUACAUCAGCAGGAGAGCCGAAACCUGUAAUUCUUUCGAAAAUAAAUGGCAUUUGUAGUUUGGAAAAGUUGAGGUAAUAAAAUAGCUUUCAGAUUUAAACACUGAUUAAAAUUCUAGGCCUUGCUAACAAUGGUGGAAACAAAACAACUGGGUAUAUGCUGUAACUAAGUAAUACAAAGUUAUGCCCUGCACCCAUACUUUUGUGAUCCCAGUUAAUCCGCUUAUCUGCCUUUUCUGAUAAAUUAGUUUACAUUGUACCUCAUAACAGUCAGCCUGAAGUAAUACUUAAAGUAUCUUUUGCUUCUCUUUUGGAGAGAAGAGGGAAAGUAGGAUAGAGACCUGUCACAGUAGUACAGUCUUAGAGUUUUUUAUGGCUGUCUGGACUUGCUUUGACACCUUUCCGAAUUAGAAAAAGACCUAGAAUCAAGCCCCUGGGGAAAGUGUGUUGGUCUGGUUCCUAGUACUGAUUCCAGAGCAGCUUCCUCUUGUUUUUAAACCUCAAGAGGUAGGGAUACACAAGUUACUAAAAAGAGCUUGUUUGAAGAAAGAGAAAAAAAAAUGAAAAGAGGGGACUUCCAACUAAAAAAAAAAGUCUUUUAAAACCUAAAGAUACCGAUGCAGAGCAGUGGCAUUAUUAUUGGCAUUUUCAAUUUCCAUUGCACACAAGACUAACCCAUGGUAGCUUAGGGACAGACUCUGUGUCUCUACAGAAGAAAGUGAGCAGUCUUCGUCUAGCAGCUGGUUUUUAAAAAAAAUUUUACUUUUCCUAUAAUAAAGCCGAGGCCAGAAGAAACAGGGGCUGAUAAAAUGGAAUAUGAGUCAUUCCAUGAAAUAUGCAUUUACUGUUCAGUGUAUCAGAUCAUCUAGAAAAGUCUUUUUAAUAUGCAGCACCUAAAGAGCCAGCGGAGUUGUGUUUUUAGCAUGGGGCAGGGAGUAAAGUACUUUGAGAUCAAAGGCAGUAAAAUGUACAAUGCAAAGGAAGGAAUUGGCCUUUGGAAGUGCAACAGAGUAGUCGUGGGGGGCACUUUCCCCCACCCUUCUUGUGUACACAUGCAUUCCCUGUGCUCUGAAGUUUUCUGGAAUAGGUUGUAUGAGGUCAUGAACAUAAACAUGGUCUUUAGUGUAGUUUUGCAACACCUGAAAUAGAGCCUGAGUUUCAGAGAAUACUGCCAUGCUUAUAAAGCUGUUCUCUUAAUAAAGCACAGGCCCUGCACUCUAUUUGCCAGAGCAAUUUUAACAGUGGAAAACUGAGUAUUAAAACCUGUAUUAGUGUCCAAAGGUCCAGCCAUCCUGGAGUAAUACAUCAGGCAUGCUGAUGAGACUGGCUUGAAAACACCAUACAGAAGACUUUGAAAAUGGGUGGGAGUGAGGAAAGCUCUCUCCAAGUGAGCGUGUUACUGUAAACCAUACCUGGCAGAGUGGGCUUUGGUCAGGUGGUAGAAUGAACCCUACUCUACAGGCAGGGGUGAAUAGUUCUGAGCAGCAAUACAUAUUCGUGUAGUGAUAGAGACUAUAGUAUUUUUGCCUUUUUAAGAAGCCACUGAUUUACAUGCUGGCAGGGAGACAUUUAACAUUCCUUAUGAACCUUAGUCCUUCUCUCUCCAACUGCAUGCAGUGCCACUUCUCCCAGAAUAAAAUACCAAACAUGUAACUACUUCUUCUGAAAGAGUAUUUCACACCUGUUUCCCUGGGACCAACCCUUAGAACAAGCUGAGGGCCAAACACACCACUUGUAGAUCCACCCUCCUAAGCGCUUCUAGAAGUCCCAGUGCACAAGGUCUGCACCACUGGGCCCCCUCCAGUGUUCACUGGCAAACAGAGAAAGCUCACUGGUGCUUGCCAAAGUUAAAAUAGUCCAGUUCACUGUAUUAGAAGAAUGACAUAGGUCACUAGGAAGCAGUGUUUGCCCCUCAUCCCCACAAGCAACUGUAUGUUCUACAACUGCCUUAAUAAAAGUAGUCUUAACGUUUGUUUAUACAAAAAUAAAAGUAUAAAAAGCUAAUGUGCAGUGAAUGAGUCUUCUUUUGGUUGGCAACAAUGAACUCAUACAAGUUUAAUUUUUACCUUCACUACUAGAUGCUAUCCUCUGUUCCUGUUUGUGUUCAAGGGCACCUGAAACAAGGCAAAUGAGGACACAAACCACGCAGAUACAUGUGAUAUACUGUAAAGUGAAACACACAGCAGGCCGGGGGAACUCCUGCCUCAGGGUCUUUCAUAGCCAGUUGCUGAGGAUGACCAUAUGCUUCCCUUCCUAUCAUAACUGAAAACAGAGACCUGAAGAGAAGAGACAGUCUUUGGUUAAAUUCAGCACUGGAUUUUUUUUUGAGAGUCUAGACAACACCAUGUUGGUGACCUGCACAGUGACAUUCCUUUUCUAGAUUUUCAUGUUAGAUUUUGUGAUACCUCCUCCAUAGCUCACGUGGCUGCUAAAAGCUACCCCACACCUGCAGCAAACCAAGGAUUCGUGGAUUAAGUAAGUGGAGUGAUAGGACUUUAGAAUAAAGCCAAACAUUAAAAGCAAGUUCUCUGCUUUCUAUGCAAGAUACCUAUUUUAUGGUCUAGAGCUGUAACAGGGAUAUCUAAACUUAGUGUGCACUAAUGCUUAUGAGUAACAUUUUAAGUCAAGCAUUUGUAACAGCAAGCCAAACAAAAUAUUCUAAUUAGAUGAGGUGUUGCAGAUUGUGUCUUCUAAUUGAUAACCACUUCUAACCUCUCUGUUUUCUGACUGAUGACAGUGGGAGAUGUUGGGGAAAUCGAAGUCCAGAAUCAGAAAUCAAUUUUAAAAAGCUCUUAACAAUAAGUUCUUGGUUUUGCCAAACAGAACACCAGAAUAAUCUUAGCUCAUUAGUCUCUUGGCCACAGAAAUGCCAUGCACAUCAUUCCCUGCGUUCAAGAGGAAAGUUAAUUUUACAACAUGACUCUAUCCCUUCUGUUACAGGUAGUGUCAUAUAGGUAGAGAUGAUGAAGGAGGGACCCUAAUUCUAUUAUCACUUCUGUAGUGUAAGAUGCUCCUUACGUAUCUCAAAGUUGACAAAACAUUGACUACAGCAAUGAGAGAUG